Molecule: messenger RNA, 1708 nt
Organism: Sarcophilus harrisii (Tasmanian devil)
Lineage: Eukaryota; Metazoa; Chordata; Mammalia; Dasyuromorphia; Dasyuridae
Gene: HIC1
Product: HIC ZBTB transcriptional repressor 1
Exons: 2
Coding region: 149-1708 (519 amino acids)
Biological process (GO): regulation of transcription by RNA polymerase II
Cellular component (GO): nucleus
Molecular function (GO): DNA-binding transcription factor activity, RNA polymerase II-specific; protein binding; RNA polymerase II cis-regulatory region sequence-specific DNA binding
Source: RefSeq, a predicted model, not a curated record
CCGGGACGCGGGGAGGACGGACGGGCGGGAGGACGGACCGGCCGGGGGACCGGCAGGCGGAGCGGAGCGCGGCCACCUCUCCACCUGGAUCCGCCGGCAGCCGGUCUUGGGGCUUCCGACAUGCCCCCCAGGUGGGAGCACAGGGCAGAUGAUGCUGGACGCGAUGGAGGCGCCGGGACACUCCAGACAGCUGCUGCUGCAGCUCAACAGCCAACGCACCAAAGGGUUCCUUUGCGACGUGAUCAUCGUGGUGCAGAACGCACUCUUCCGGGCUCACAAGAACGUGCUGGCGGCCAGCAGCGCCUACCUCAAGUCCCUGGUGGUCCACGACAACCUGCUCAACCUGGACCAUGACAUGGUCAGCCCCGCCGUCUUCCGCCUGGUCUUGGACUUCAUCUACACCGGCCGCCUGGCCGACGGCUCGGAGGGAGCGGCGGCGGCGGCGCCGGGGGCCGAGCCCAGCCUGGGCGCAGUGCUGGCGGCCGCCAGCUACCUGCAGAUCCCGGACCUCGUGUCCCUCUGCAAAAAGCGGCUCAAGCGCCACGGCAAGUACUGUCACCUGCGCGGCGGCGGCGGCGGCGGCGGCUACGCGCCUUACGGCAGGCCCGGCCGGGGCCUGCGGGCCACCACGCCGGUCAUCCAGGCCUGCUACCCGGGGGGCGCGCCCUCGGGGCCUCCGCCGCCGCCGGCCUCGGCCGCAGAGCUGCCCCCGGGGGCCGAGGCGCCGGUCAAUACCCACUGUGCUGAGCUGUACGCCUCGGGCCCGGCGCCCCCUCAGCCGCCGCCGCCGCCGCCGCCGUCGCUCUGCGCCCCCGAGCGCCGCUGCUCCCCGCUCUGCGGCCUGGACCUGUCCAAGAAGAGCCCCCCGGGCCCCGCGGCCGCGCCCGAGAGGCCGCAUCCCGGGGAGCGCGAGCGCGAGGCGCCUUCGAGGCACGAUAGCAGCCCGCCCGGGGCCGCCUACAAGGAGCCGCCGCUCUCGUUGCCCCUGCCUUUGCCUCUGCCGCUGCCCCUGCCCUUCCAGAAGAUGGAAGAGGCCGGGCCGCCCCUCGACCCGUUCCGGCCGGGAGCCAGCCCCGGGCCUGGGCCCCCGGGACGACCGGAUGGGCCCGCGCUGAUCUACCGCUGGAUGAAGGCCGAGCCGGGCUUGGGCAGCUACGGGGACGAGCUCGGGCGGGACCGCGGCUCUCCCGUGGAGCGCGGCGCGGGAGAAGAGCCUGCGGACGAGGGGGACUCGCCGGGGGGGCCUCCGCUGCCCCUGCCGCCGCCGCCCCGGUACCCGGGUCUGGACGGGCCCGGACCCGACGCGGACGACUACAAGAGCAGCAGCGAGGAGACGGGCAGCAGCGAGGAGCCGAGCCCGGGCGGGGGCCACCUUGGCAGCUACCACUGCCCUCACCUGACCUACCGAGAGCCCGAGAGCUUCGGCGACAACCGCUACGUCUGCAUCCCGUGCGACAAGGGCUUCCCCAGCUCGGAGCAGCUCAACGCGCACGUCGAGGCGCACGUGGAGGAGGAGGAGGCGCUGUACGGGAGGGCAGAGGCGGCCGGGGGCGGGCCGCGGGCUUGGGGCCCCUUCGGGGGGGGGGCGGGGGCGGGCGGGGGGACAGGGGCUGGGCCCCUGGGGCCUGGGCGAGCUGUGAGGCGACCGCCCCCUGCGAAAGAGCCAAAGGGACCCGCCACCCCGCAGCACGAGAAGACGACUGGCUGA